This is a messenger RNA of Gossypium arboreum, 2527 nucleotides long. RefSeq lists its product as uncharacterized. Bases 177 to 2420 code for a protein of 747 amino acids. The transcript has a single exon. Lineage: Eukaryota; Viridiplantae; Streptophyta; Magnoliopsida; Malvales; Malvaceae. The record is from RefSeq and is a predicted model, not a curated record. Gene Ontology annotation, molecular function: protein binding.
UGAGUGGGUAUUAGGGUUAAAACUUGAUUCUUAACAGCUGGAGUAACUAUAAAACUGGACUCUUGCCGCCCUAUUCACUACAACUCUUGAGUCGUUUUUUUCUCUCAUCUUUCACUCCGAGUCUAUUAAUUAAGAAUUUUUGUGUGUUUUUAGAAAGAAGAAGGAAUUAGGGUUCCAUGGCCAAGUGUAGAUUCUCAACAGCUGAACAGGUGGUACAAUGGUGUAACCUCCCUGGUGAUGUUUUAACUAUCGUCCUUUCUCAUCUUUUUGGUAAAGAUUAUGCCAAUUUGCUAGCUGUUUGUCGUUCGUGGAGGUCAGCUCCACCUCCACUGAGAUCCAUCUCCAAUCCUUCUGCAAGUCCGUAUCCGUCUCUUUUCCACUUCUCCGGUAACAAUUCCAAGUGCAAAUUCUAUGACCCUUUUUACAAUGACACAUAUGUUGCUCAGAUUCCUGAUGAAUUGAUUGAUGCAAGAAUUUUCUUCUCCAACUACGGCUGGUUGCUCAUGUGUCAAGAUACUCGACUCUUUUUCUUCCAUCCAUUCACCAAUCAAAGGAUUGACUUACCAAACAUACAACGUCACACCUUAGAAGAGUAUGGCAGAAUGUGCUUCUCCACUCCACCCACUUCACCUAAUUGCAUGGUUUUCGGUAUUCUAGAUGAUUCUCCAACAGUAAGUGACGUAACAAUCAUUCAUCGAGGAGAAAGUUCAUGGCCAAACGUCCGUUACAAGACAAAUAAUGUAAGGUUCUAUACAUCCCAUGGUAAUCCUGUUUUCUACAAGGGUGCUUUCUAUUGUUUGGGCAUAGAUGGAAAAUUGGGCAUCUUCGACCCCAGCAAAAGGGGAAGGCGUUGUUGGAAGAUAAUUGUCAAGCUAAAACAUCCUUGUGACUCAAUUCAAGAGAACUUUUUAGUUGAGUCCAACGGAGAACUGAUUUCGAUCUGUAUGGGCCAUAUUGGAGAGUAUGUCAGGGUUUUUCGACUUAAUUAUCACUAUGAGAUUAGGUGGGAAGAAGUUCAAAACUUGGGAGAUGAGAUGAUUUUUGCUAGUCGAACAGGUAGUAUGUGCAUGCGAACUCAUUCUAUGGGGAAUACUAUAUAUUUUCCGAACUUCGACAAUGGAGGUAAUGGGCUGUUUUAUUCUCUUGCCUCACGUAAAUUUCACUCACUUGGGGUAGCAUUACCUAGAAAAGAUUUGUAUAAUACAAAACGGAUGUUACAUUGUGCUUGGAUUACACCAACCGCUUUGGAAGUUUAUAGGGACGAUGAGCUUAGAUGGUUUCCGAAUCGUGAGAAUUUUAUUCCUUCUAGCGGAAGAGUGACCGUCGUGGGGGCACCCCACACACAUCCCUCAUUUGUCCUCACAAAUCUUGAGCACUCGAACAAUCAACUCGUCUUUAACAUGUUCAAUACCUCUCACAAUGCUAAGCGGAUACUUGAAGUUCGCCAAAUGCGCACAGUAAAAUGUGCUUUCGGUUGGUUAUUUCAGGUUGACUGGGGCUAUUCGGAUUGUUUGUUAAUUAAUCCGCAAAGCAUGGAGAAGAUCCAUCUCCCUCGACUACCCAAAAUAUUCGAUCAAUGUGCAAUCUCAUCGUCUCCUAAAGAUCCUAGUUGUAUUGUCUUGCUUAUUGAUUAUUAUUCUUUUGAAAAUGGUAGUAGGGUCGAUUUUAUUUACUGUAGGCCUGGUGAGAGUGAAUGGACAAUUGUAACGGUGAGUUCCAGCUCGGAUGAAUCACAAAAUUCAACAGAUUCUGAUAAUGAGGAAGACGAGGAGGAAGAGGUGAAUUCUAGCUCGGAUGAAUCCGAAAAUUCAACAGAUUUGGAUUAUGAUGAUGAGGAGGAGGAGGAGGACGAGGAAAUAGAACCGAAGAUCCUAACUAAAGGUAGAAUCGCACAUUUAACUGGCUACCAAGGUAAGAUUUAUGGGCUAAUAGCUAGGUCAAACUUGGUGAAAAUAGAUUUUGAUCCAAUUUUUCAAGUGAAGUUUGUGAAAAGAGGUGUAUGGGUUAGAGUUAAGUUACCCUUAGCAACCUCCCUUGGAACCGUAGAUAAUAAGAUUUACAUGGUUGAAUCAUGUGACGAAAUUUUCGUGGUUCGAAUAAAUUUACGUGGUGAGUGUACUGAAAAUGCAAGCAAAAUUACAGAAGUGGAAGUUUUCAAGUUAAGUUUGACAAGAAAAAUAUGGGAGAAGGUGGGAUGCCUAGGAGAGAAUAUUGCUUUCUUUUGUUAUGGAGAUAGUUGCUGCGUUGCAAGCUCAUGCAUGGAGAAAGGAAAAGGAAACUGUAUAUACUUUAUCGAUUCUUUUCCAGAUGAUGAAAAUGUUUAUGCUUUUGACUUUGAAGAUGGGAGUAUUUCUGUUUCUUUGCCAUUUCCAGAAGUAGACAUGAAUGGUUUUGAGUGGACUGCUUUAACGUUAAGCUGAUCUAGUGCAUGUAGUUUUAUAGUUUUAUGUUUUAUGUCAUUAUUACUAUUUGUAUCUUAAACAUUAAUCUUUCCCUUUUUCUAUACAAGAACAACUAUGUUUUCUUA